Messenger RNA from Onychostoma macrolepis, 3771 nucleotides. Its product is annotated as gastrula zinc finger protein XlCGF57.1-like. Gene Ontology annotation, biological process: central nervous system development; regulation of transcription by RNA polymerase II. NCBI's taxonomy places the organism in Eukaryota, Metazoa, Chordata, Actinopteri, Cypriniformes, Cyprinidae. Gene Ontology annotation, molecular function: DNA-binding transcription factor activity, RNA polymerase II-specific; RNA polymerase II cis-regulatory region sequence-specific DNA binding. Gene Ontology annotation, cellular component: nucleus. The record is from RefSeq and is a predicted model, not a curated record. The transcript is spliced from 3 exons. Bases 115 to 1377 code for a protein of 420 amino acids.
CGCUGUGACGUCAUAAGUCUGCGCCGCUCUCCUGCAUCUGUUGUGAUUCGGCUGAAGAAAGAUUGUCCAAACACACAGAAAAACUCCUGCUGAGAUCUAUACGCUGUUAUAAAGAUGGCGUUCAUUAAAGAGGAGAGUGAAGACGUGAGGAUUGAAGAAGCAUUCAGAGUCGAAGCUGAGGAACAAACAGACCUCAUGCCGCUGAAAGAGGAGUGCACAGUACCGAAUGAAACGGAAGCGAAAGAACAAUAUGAGACUCAUCAUGAUUUUAUAACAGGAGAAGAAUCUUUCAGUUGGCCACAGAUUAAAGAGACUUUCUCACAGAAAACAGCUCAUAAAACAGGAGCUACAAGUUAUUUCACCCCUUUUCACUGUGAAAAGAGUUUCAAUGAACAUGGAAAUCUUAAAGUCCACAUGAGAAUUCACACUGGAGACAAGCCUUCCAUCUGCCCUGAGUGUGGAAAAAGUUUCACGUCUGAAGGAAGCCUUAAAGUGCACAGGCGAAUUCACACUGGAGAGAAGCCUUACACCUGCCCUAAGUGUGGAAAGAGUUUUAAUCAACUUGGAAACCUUAACAUGCACAUGAGAAUUCACACUGGAGAGAAACUAUACUCAUGUCUUCAGUGUGGAAAGAGUUUUACUCAAAAAGUAAACCUUAAAGUCCACAUGAAAAUUCACACUCAAGGGAAGCCUUUUAUCUGCCCUGAGUGUGGAAAGGGUUUCGAUCAAAAAUUAAACCUUAAAGUGCACAUGAGAAUUCACACUGGAAGAAAGCUUUUCACCUGCCAACAGUGUGGAAAAAGAUUCACACGUAAAGGAAAACUUAAAGUGCACAUGCGAAUUCACACUGGAGAGAAGCCUUACACCUGCCCUAAGUGUGGAAAGAGUUUUAAUCAAUAUGAAGCCCUUAACAUGCACAUGAGAGCUCACACUGGAGAGAAACCAUACUCAUGUCUUCAGUGUGGAAAGAGUUUUACUCGAAAAGUAAACCUUAAAGUCCACAUGAGCGUUCACCCUGGAGAGAGUCCUUGUAUCUGCCAACUGUGUGGAAAAAGCUUCAUUCAUAAAGGAUUCCUUAACGAACACAUGAGAAUUCACACUGAAGAAAAGUGUCAUGUGUGCCAUCAGUGUGGAAAAAGUUUCAGCCAAAAAGGAAACCUUAACAAACACAUGACAAUUCACACUAGAGAAAAGCUUUAUACAUGCCCUCAGUGUGGAGAGAGUUUCGAUCUACAUGGAAGCCUUAAAGCCCACAUGAGAGUUCACACUGGAGAGAGUGCCUUCACCUGCCAACAGUGUGGAAAAAGAUUUACUCAAAAAUCAAGCCGUAACAGUCACAUGAGAAGAUUACACGGCAUAUUUUCAAAACAAACUUGAUCAACACAAAGAUUACACUUUCUAUGAAGCCCGUAUUUAUAAUACAUUAUACAUAAUGCAAUAUAAAUAACUUUAUAAUAUGUUAUCAUCUCAUGAAUAUUCAUAAGAACCAUUUUAAUGUAUUAUAAUAGUUACUUAUUUGUGGUUAUAGUUUUUAAGAGUAUGAUGAUUUAUAACAAUGAACACAAUCCAUCCGCUUAAGUUACAAUGGAUUAUAUUUCUCAUAGUUACAAUGGAUUAUAAGUCUCAUAUCUUGCCACGUUACUUAUGUCACUUUACUUAAAGCAGACAAAGACCACUUAUAAGUAAUAAUAAUAAUAAUAAUAAAAAAAACAUUCUCAAACAGCCAUAAGAUCGGAUAUCAGAUCAGAUGAAUGUGUAAUAUGAUACAUUUGCUUUGAACAUUUUUAUUUAUUUUUUAUUAUUUUGAUGGCACACUUUAGACAGCUGUUGAUAAGUAACUCUGCAACUACAUGUCAACUAGCAGUCAUUAGAGUAUUAAUAGUGUGUCUGCUGAAUAUACUGUAUGCUAACACUUUAUUUUGAUGGUUCCUCAACAGACAUACUGAGGAUACUUUGCAAGUAUGUGAACAUUCUACCUACCCUACCUAAGUCAACUAAUACAAUUAAUUUUAUAUAUAUAAACAUUGCACUCAAGAGAUGUAGUAAGGCACUGUGCAGAUCUUAAAUAAACAAUGUCAAGCUAUGAUAUAGCUCAUUAUAAAUGAAGUAGAUUUAAUAUGGUGUUCAUUGUGUGUUAUAAAUAAUCAUACUCUUAAAAGUUAUAACCACAAAUACUUAAGUACUAUAAUGUAUUAUAAUUGUUAUGAUUAUUCUUGAGAUUUUGUAACACAUAAGGUUUUUUAUAAUGUAUUAUAAAUACGGGCUUCAUAGAAAGUGUUACAGAGAGAGCUGUUUUAUGUCAUCAGUGUGGAAGGAGUUUCGCAGACAUGAAUCAUGUAAUAAUGUUGUGAUGUGUAGGAAGCUUAGAAGUGAAGACCAGGAGACUCUGGUUUAUAUUCAGUAGGCUUCUAUAUUGAGAAGGUGCCGUGUGGCACCAUUAGAGUUGGGGUAAGUCUGAACUUGAGUCCAAUUAUUAACAACGGGUUAAACAUGGACUCAGACAUUUUGGACUCAGGAAUUUUACAGAGUAUGGUCGACUCCACGUCAUGUGUAACAUUAAAGGGAUACUUGACCCAAAAAUGAAAAUGUCAUUAAUUACUCACCCUCAUGUCAUUAUAAACCCCUAAGACCUUCAUUCAUCUUCAGAACACAAAUGAAGAUAUUUUUGAUGAAAUCCGAGAGCUUUCUGAUCGUCCAUAGACUGCAACGCAACAGAAAUGUUCCCAGGCCCAGAAACGAAGUAAGGACGUCAGUAAAACAGUCCAUGUGACAUCAGUGGUUCAACCGUAAUUUUACAAAGCUACAAGAAUACUUUUAGUGCGCCAAGAAAACAAAAAUAAUGACUUUAUUCAACACUUCUUCUCAAAAUUAGAUCAUCCGCCAUUAUAAGAGAGUACCAUGACGCAUGCAUGUGCUUUCCUCCGAACCUGAUUUCCUUACUUCGUUUCUUGGCCUGGGAACAUUUCAGUUGCACUGCUGUCUAUGGAGGGUCAGAAAGCUCUGAACAACACACAAUACACCUCAGUACUGCAAAUCUGUAAAUAACUCAUCAAACCAUCAUCUGUAAAUAGCACACGUGCACAUUCACAGUUCUGUCUAUGGACAUUUUCCUUUUUAUAUAUAUUUUUAUUACUAUUGUUAUUUAUAAUUUAUUGUCUGUUCUCUCUAAUAUUAGUGUUUUUUUUAUUACCUUAAUUUUAUGUAUGUCUGGACUAUGUACUUUCUGUACUGGAAGCUCCUAACCAAGACAAAUUCCUUGGCAAUAAUGCUCUUUCUGAUUCUGAAAUUAUAUCUAUUUUCCCAAAAAAGCAGUUUAUUCCAUUUAUUGUGUCUCAACCCCAGUGUAUUGAAAGAAACUACACAUUAUCAACAUUAUUAGAAAUUAUCACUAUUUUUUAGAGUAACAGCACCAAAUUACUGAAUGGAAUAUCAGACUAAUUGAAAAGGUUUUACACACGAAGACAUAAAUCGUGUUUUUGUGAAGAAUCAUCUGACUGGUAUACAUCACAUGAAUGAAAACUGUACUGUGUAUAGUCUUCUAUAGAAAGUGUUUUAGGUAUACAUUACAAAUGACCAGAGUUUGGUAUAACGCCUUACACAGUAACUUACUGUAUUCUGCCUUACUGUAUUCUAAUUACUUUUCCUGGUAACGCAGUAAUGCGCUACAUUUUAAAUUUAUGUAAUUUGAUUAGAGUUACUAAUGUCAAUAAAAUUAUUUAAGUUACAAAUGCACGGUCAAAAAAUAUGAAAUAAAAAACAUUAUGUGCGUCA